Eleginops maclovinus (Patagonian blennie) is the source of this 2572-nucleotide messenger RNA. RefSeq names its product ATP-binding cassette, sub-family B (MDR/TAP), member 8 (gene abcb8). The coding region runs from base 93 to 2219 and encodes 708 amino acids. The transcript has 16 exons. Gene Ontology annotation, molecular function: ATP binding; ABC-type transporter activity; ATP hydrolysis activity. Gene Ontology annotation, cellular component: membrane. NCBI's taxonomy places the organism in Eukaryota, Metazoa, Chordata, Actinopteri, Perciformes, Eleginopidae. The record is from RefSeq and is a predicted model, not a curated record. Gene Ontology annotation, biological process: transmembrane transport.
CAUGGCAGCCUGCAUGGUGCCUGUGGAUUACAGUAGAGCUUAAAGAUCAUUUUAAAUGUGUGCGCUAGUUAUCACAGAAAUAAGCAUUAAACAUGUUUCACAUACUCUGCUGUAGAGCUCGCAUCUCUGGUCCGGUGCGGUCAUUGUCGUUACACCCGCGAUGCAAUAAAGCAGCAGAUCUAUGGAAAGUUUCACGAUGGUACACAUCUCCACGAUCCCCAGCCUGCAGCUCCUCACAGCAGCCUGGAAAUGCUGUCACUCGUAUUUGGGGCCUCACACAGAGAGCUAUCCGCCAGUCCAGCACCCGAACGUCCAAACCCCCUGGAGUGGCCCUGAAGUUCAUCCUAGGACCAGCAGUACUCACUGUCUCUGCACGGCUGUUCUGCCAUGUAGCUCACUGCGAGGCAGAUGUGAAUAACAACACUCCUCUUGAAGUUACAUCCAAAACUCCUGCACCAGAGUUCAAAUGGCAUAUCUUUUGGGAGUUUGUCAAACCUCAGCUAUUUGCUCUCAUGGGUGCUGUUGUGCUUGCUUUUGCUGCAGCUAUCUUGAAUAUUCAAAUCCCUCUGUUGCUUGGGGAUUUGGUGAACGUUGUGGCACGUUACCUGAGAGAACAGACUGGGAAUUAUGUCCAAGAAAUAAGAGGCCCUGCACUGAAAUUACUCGUACUGUAUGGUAUCCAAGGCCUGCUGACAAGUGGCUACAUCGUCCUGCUUUCAAGAGUAGGGGAGAGAGUGGCAGCAGACAUGAGGAAGACACUUUUUGCAUCCUUAUUGAGACAAGAUGUCGCUUUCUUUGACGCCAAUAAAACCGGGCAGCUGGUGAACCGUCUGACUGCUGACAUUCAGGAGUUCAAGUCCUCCUUCAAGUUGGUCAUUUCUCAGGGCCUUCGGAGCAUUACACAGACAGUCGGAUGCUUUGUCUCUCUCUAUAUCAUCUCCCCCAAACUCACAGGUCUGACAGUGGUUGUCCUCCCCUGUCUGGUGGGAGCAGGGGCUAUCUUCGGCUCAUUCCUCCGCAAACUGUCCCGUUUGGCUCAAGAACAGGUGGCAAAAGCAACAGGAGUGGCAGAUGAGGCACUCGGCAAUGUGCGGACAGUGAAAGCUUUUGCGAUGGAGGAGCGGGAGCUCCAGCAAUAUGCAUAUGAAGUCGACAAGUCAUGUGAAAUGAAUGAAGAUCUUGGUUCUGGAAUUGCAGUUUUCCAAGGACUGUCAAACGUUGCCCUUAACUGCAUUGUCCUGGGAACUAUUUUUGCUGGAGGGACUUUAAUUUCUAGCAAUGAAAUGUCCCCUGGAGACCUCAUGUCUUUCCUGGUUGCCUCACAGACUGUUCAGAGGUCGUUGGCUGGUAUCUCUAUCCUUUUUGGACAGAUGGUGAGAGGAUUAAGCUCUGGGGCCCGAGUCUUUGAAUACCUGUCUCUGGUGCCCACCAUCCCUAUGUCUGGAGGAGGACGCAUCCCGUACCAUUCUCUGACAGGAAGAGUGGAUUUCAUUAACAUCUCAUUCAGCUAUCCAACGAGACCUGGCCAUCAGAUCCUGUCAAAGUUCAACUUAACGCUGCCACCUUGUAAAACUGUUGCCAUUGUUGGAGAAUCUGGAGGAGGAAAGUCCACUGUGGCGUCUUUGCUGGAGCGUUUCUAUGACCCCAUCAGCGGUGUAGUCAUGGUGGACGGUCUUGACAUCCGAACACUUGAUCUGACCUGGCUCAGGGGAAAAGUCAUUGGAUUUAUCAAUCAGGAGCCAGUUUUGUUCGGAUCAUCUAUCAUGGAGAACAUCCGCUUUGGGAAGCCUGAAGCCACAGAUGCUGAGGUCAUUAACGCAGCCAAGCAAGCCAAUGCUCACGGCUUCAUUACAGGUUUCCCAGACGGCUAUAACACUGUGGUUGGGGAGCGAGGUGCAACGCUAUCUGGUGGCCAGAAACAGCGAGUUGCCAUUGCCCGCGCCUUGAUCAAGAACCCCUGCAUCCUGGUGCUGGAUGAAGCCACCAGCGCUCUGGAUGCAGAGUCAGAGCGGGUGGUGCAGGAGGCUCUGGACAGGGCUACAACUGGGCGCACUGUGCUUAUCAUCGCCCACAGGCUGAGCACCAUUCAAGGGGCGGACCUCAUCUGUGUCAUGAGCAAUGGCCGCAUUGUGGAGGCUGGGACUCACUUGGAACUGCUGGGCAAAGGAGGACUCUAUUCCGAUCUGAUCCGCAGGCAAAGAGCUGAAGGGAAGAAGUGAACACACUUGUAGAUCUAAACUGAGUCAUUUCAUUUAUUUUUUCAAAUCAAACUCAUAGUAAAGCAUGCUUGAACAGAUGAAUUAUGUAAAACAUGUACUGUACUAUACUGUACUGUACUCUACUGUAUAUCUACCAGAUGUUAGAUGUGUACUUUAAAAACAAACUCUCAAAUGAAUGUAUGUACAGUAAAUGUAUAAGCGGACCAACUCAAUGAGCCUGUGAUGAUUACCAAACUACACUACUGUACAGUAUAAUUUAAAUGGGAUUUUGAUAUCAGUGUUUUUUCUCUGUAUUGAAUGAUCAAGUAUAGUUUAGAAGGGGAAAAAAGUAUUAAACAUUGUUUUAAUUAGAA